UGUUUCAGUGUUGUGUCCUGCAGUAUAUUGAGAUAGUAACUUUUAUCCUCUUCACCACUGGUGACUAGUCUAUGCCCUAUGCCAUUAAUAAUGACUCCUUAUGUUACAGAGCUUUGUCAGCAGGUUCAGUAAUAAAUAUAUUAUAUUAGGAAAGUGUUAGGGACUUGGAUGCCACUAAAUUGGUGGUUUAUGGGAUAUUGUAUUGGGAUUAGAAUGUAUGCUAAUAUUGAAGAAGAGGUCUGCCAGCUUAUUUUUAACUAACAGCAAACAUACCUUAAAGGAAGAUGUUGAAAAUUGUUAGAGCUUUUGUAGCUGGGCACCCUGGCAAUUUAUUGUAAGAGCUUGCAACCUAAUCUAAUGUAUAGUAAAAUCUUGGGUUAAUAUGUAGGUCUAACCCGCGGACGAAUUAAUUUUAUGUCUGUUUAUUUUCUUACAUUAUUUUCAUGAGUGAGUUCUGAUAUGGUUAUCAUUUAUUGUGGAAAUUGUACGUUCAUAGAUAAUUAGGCGCCUAGGCGUGCACUAAUUUGUCUUGUGGGCGGUAAUGAGGCCGCGCUCUGCUGGGAGGCUUUCCCACGCCCAGGGCUGCUUGUUUUUCAGGAUGUCUUGUGAAGGUUGUCGCCAAUCUUACUGUUUAUUGUCUUACAUUAUUUUUAUCAGUGAGUUCUGAGAUGAUAAUCAUUUAUUGUGGAACCACCAACACAGUACGUAAAUCACUCCGCCGCCCGGGGUGCUUAGCGCCGAUGCGGCUGUAUCAUCUCACGUCAAGAAAAUUCCUCAAAUUUCACCAUAUCAUAAAAGUAGGAGUGACAGUUGAAACCAAGCAUUGGAAAGUGACCAGAACUGGUGGGUGUUGUUGGUUCUUCAUGAUUAGUUCACGUGGCACUGUACUUAGGGCAGGAGGAAGGCAACUCACACGAGUCCUUGGUGGAUCAAGACCUCUGGAACUGAACAUUGACUUACAUAACAAAGUUAAUUGUGUACGGACCAAAGCAACAGAAUCGUCAGAUUCUGCUCUCUCCUGCGCUCCACCUUCUUUCAUGCCAGAGACCAGGACAAUGUAUCCCACACUAGAAAAGCUAGGACUGCUAAGUGCCACCCACAUACGCAUCCAGGACAUGGCUCGUGCUGAAGAACUUGUGACUACUAUUGUGGGAAGUGGAUUCUCUAAAUUGCAGCUGGUGGUGGACUUUGACUUCACUCUGACAAGAGUUCAUAUGGAAGGACGGCGCUGCCACUGUUCGUGGGGUAUCAUGGACAACAGUGCCCAAAUGCCAGCUUUCUACCGUGAAGAAGCUAACAAAUUACUGGCCAAAUAUUAUCCUAUUGAGAUACAUCCUAAAAUGACAGAGGAAGAGAAGAUCCCAUACAUGAUAGAAUGGUACGAACAAAUUCACAAACUGAUUGUCAAAUGCCAAGUCAGUCAGGAAUCACUGAAAGGCAUGGUCAGUUCUAGUAAUGCCAGGCUAAGAGAUGGGACGGAGGAUCUCUUCAGCAAGCUUCACAGCACAAAUGUUCCAGUGUUAGUGUUCUCUGCAGGAAUGGGAGACAUUCUGGAGCAGGUCCUUAGGCAUUUUAAUGUAUACACAGAUAAUGUCAAAGUUGUCUCCAAUUUCUUCAAGUACAAUGAGGAGGGUGUUAUGGUUGGUUUCAAAGGUGAACUGGUACAUGUGUUCAACAAGAAUGAAAAUGCAAUCCACUCAUCAAAUUACUUUAACAAGCUCAAAGGACGAAACAAUGUGAUUCUUAUGGGAGAUUCCCUUGGUGAUAUCAAAAUGGCUAUGGGUGUACCACAGCCAAGUAAUGUCUUGAGGAUAGGAUUCCUUAAUGACAAGGUGGAAGAGCGUCUGGAGGCAUACAUGAACAACUUUGAUAUAGUUCUUAUUGAUGACCAGACUAUGGAUGUUGCAGGGUCAAUAGUUGGCUUAAUGAAAUAAUAAAUUUGAAAAAAUGAAUAUACGUCCAGUAGUGAGAGUAAUGAAGAAGUGUUGGAUUCUAAACCACUUAGUGCUUUAUUCAGAAAUGUUGUAUUAUAGCUUAGCAUUCUUUGAAAAAACACUGUUGGUGAAAGUACCAUUCAUUGUGAUGCUGUAUCAUCAGUAGAUUUGUACUCUUGUAGCAACAUGGUGACAAAGUUCAAAGUAGAGAUCUUGGAUGGACCAAAGAAGAAAAUCAUCGGUGAACUGAUGUUUAGCAGUGCAUUAACAAUGGGGCAGAAGUUUGAUCAUUUUGAUGAAAAGUAAUGUUGAAUUAGUAUACAGUACAGGUGUUCUACUUAUGAACGAGUUACGUUCCUGAGGUUUGUUUGUAAGUCCAACUUUACUCUUGUAGAUACCAAACAUAUUGUAAAAAUGAAAGAUUAUGGAUAUUUAGUACAGCUAUACCCUUUAAUACAGUCUUAAAACCUGGCUCACUUUCUCCUUCGGUAAUGUUUGUUCUAUAUGGAAUUUUCUUCAAAAUAAUCCCAGGUUUAUCUCAAAUUUUGGGCUCAUUCGUCCACACUAAGAACAGUAGUAUUUUUUCUUAGGAAACUGAAAAAUUCCUUUCCUACUCCCACAGCAUGGCACAACAGUACUACAAAAGGUUUGGAAACACCUACACAUCAGCCUUAUUUUAACAAUGGCCCAAGGCUGAACAUCUCCAUUAUUUCAACUGUUAUUAUACAGUAUACUGAUAAUUUGUUGUUCAAAUUUGUUAAAGUUGAGUUAUAUUUGAGUCUUUUAACUAUAUAGUCUAAUAUUUGAUGGAGAUACAUUUGAUAAUCUAGAUACCACCGGGUAUCUAAGACUCAAAGACACCAUGUAGACGCUGUUAGGUCGUCACUUAAUAUAAAUUUUAUGUAACACUAUUGUUUUAGAAGUUGUUACAGUACAUCUUUUCUAGGAUUUUCUACAUGUUUGAGCUGCAUAAAUUUAUUUGUGCAGUCUUGAAUGAUUUCAUUUGCCCUAGUAAGAAAACAAAUUGGUUAAAAACUAAAAGUGUACUCAUUAAAAGCCUCCAUCUUUUAUAAUUCACUUGGGUUGAUAUGCGAGCAUAGUACAAUACAGUACAUAAUAUGCAGAUUUCCUUACUGUAUAUGCAAAGACUCCAUGAAAAUUUUGCCCUUAUGCACCCUGGUGUGAGCUGGUAUGCUGUAACUUCUAGUGUAAGAAAUAUUAUACGGUAUAUGUCUUUAAUGUUUCAUUACUUGGAGAAGUAUUUAAUUCUUUUAAUACUGUUUCAUUAAAUUAGUUUUUAACGAUUAAAGACACAAAUAUCAAAGACAGUCGAUCAGUUGAUGAAAACGUACUUUCCCUCAUGACAUGAGUCACCUUGAGUCUGAAUAACUGCAGUCCAGGAAGCAGUUGUCCAGACUCAGGGAGAGUUAUUAUUUGUUAAAACGUAUUUUUAAGUGAUGGAAUUAGUGUUGAAGUGAGAAAAGUGGUUUCCUAAGAAUUGUUUACUUUAUCCUUUUUGCCAAUGGACUGCUCUCUACCGGACCUAUGUAUACUGUAGUGUAUCCUCUUUGCCUUUAGUAUAAGAGCAUUAAUUGUGGCUUUAAUGUUUCAUUUCUUAGAGAAGCAUUAAAAUUUUUGUUACAUUAAAAAAAAGUAUGUUUUAAAGUUCAAUAGUAAAAGAAGAUGAUCAGCUGAUGGUGCCUAGACCAUCCAGCAGCAUUUACGAGCCCACUUAUGGUUAAUGACACUAUAUGUUCUAUUGUUCCAUGUAUUCAUUUCUUAGUUAAACAUCAAAUACUUUUAGUACUGAAUGUUUCAUUAAAUAAUUUUUUAAAGGUUUAGUGAAUAAAUUUCAAAUGAAGACAUUAAAACGGUUUCUUAUAACCUCAAUAGAUGGCAGCAUGAGAGGACACGUCUUCUACUAGCACAGGCCACCAGGCCCAGUAUAGUAAUGUGCUGUUACUGUACCUUACUACUUGAGUCAUCUUGAGUUUGAACAAUUGCAGUCUAAGAAGCAGUUGUUAAGACUCUGUGAGUUAUAAUUUGCUAAAAGUUUUGAAAGGUAGAAUUAGUGUUGAACUGAGAAAAAGUGCUGUCUUAAUGUAUGCAUGUUAUUCGAUUCCUCACUGGUUGGCUGUGUACUUUACCUUCACUACUGUAGCAUAUUCUCCGUGCCUUAAUUGUAAGAACAUUAAGCAUCUUUAAUGUUUCAUUUCUUAGAAAGCAUUAACUAAUUUUAAUGUUACAUUAAAUAUGAAUUUUAAUACUACAAACUGCUAACAAAAAAUUGCCAGAUUUGAAGUUUGGAAAGGUUCAGAAAAGGUUCUUGGAAUGCAUCUCAUUUUUUUCCUCCAUAUUACCAAGUAUUAAAUUUAUGUGAAUUAGAAUUAUGUGAGGUUUUGGGAGAACAUAACCCUUGCAUAUAUUAAGACCCAAGUUUACAGUUAAAUAAAUUGUCUUGCUUGUAUGUAAUGAGUACAUUGUUUGUUUUUUGCCUUAAUAAAAAUCAUGAAGAAAUUUGUUCCAAGCCUGAAGAACAUAUUUUUUGUAAACCAAAAUUUUUAUUGUGCUAGAUCCAGUUACUUAAACAUUUGUUGUCUACCUAACUUUAUUGUUCCUUUUUGAUGUAAUGUUAUAUUAAUGUUUACUUGUGGCUCCAGCAAGGGGUGAAGUACCAGCUUCACAUUGGUUUAGUGAUAGAACUUUCCUGGGAUGAAGCAUGUACUGUACUGUAUAAAGUUACAUAGGGAUGUGUGCAAGUCACUCAACUUUACAAAACCGAUCUUUGUAUAAAAUAUUUCACCCUCUAUAUUCAUGUUAACCAUAAGUAGUACAGUGAACAUUGUGGUGCAUGGAGACAUUGUGUUUAAGUUGAUUGUAAAGCUUACUGUAUAAGUAAGCAGAGAAUUAUACAUGAAGAACAUUGCAAGUUUUCAUACAUUUUGUCACAACUCUGUUCCAUAGUGCAAGUACUGUACAAUCAUUUUUCACUUAGAACAAAACCCAGAUAUGUAGCUUAUAUUUUUUAUAGAAGUGAUUCACUGUUAUGUUGGAUUACAUUGCAGAAUAUACAGUUGGCUUUGUAUGAAUACACUCUCAGGAUCUUUCUAGUAUAAAAUAAAAUUACCCCCCAAAAUUGUC
This is a messenger RNA of Homarus americanus (American lobster), 5075 nucleotides long. RefSeq names its product cytosolic 5'-nucleotidase 3-like (gene cN-IIIB). The transcript has 8 exons. Lineage: Eukaryota; Metazoa; Arthropoda; Malacostraca; Decapoda; Nephropidae. Gene Ontology annotation, cellular component: cytoplasm. Gene Ontology annotation, molecular function: 5'-nucleotidase activity; magnesium ion binding. Bases 669 to 1934 code for a protein of 421 amino acids. The record is from RefSeq and is a predicted model, not a curated record.